UGUGUGUGUGUUUGAGUGUGUGUGAGUGUGUGUAUGUGUGUGUGUGUGUGUGAACUCCUUGAGCAUUCACGAUCGCCUCUAAUCACAGAUCUCCAAUCAAACAGCAAGCUCAGCUACGCAGAAACGCUGCAGAAAACGCAUAUAAUGGAAUACCGGUUUUUCGAAUCUAUGCCCAAUGAACACUGAUGGAUUAAUUCAGGAAUAAUAUACAUCCAUCGCACGAUCGCCAACUGUGGAACUUUGACUGAAUCGAUGCAAAAUGGCUUCAGAUAAUACACACCGUAGUUACUCCAUCAUACCAUGCUUCAUAUUUGUGGAGUUGGUGAUAAUGGCCGGGACGGUGCUGCUGGCGUACUACUUUGAAUGCACAGACACGUUUGGGAUCCACAUCCAGGGUUUCUUCUGUAACGACGCUGACCUGAUGAAGCCGUACCCCGGGGUGGAGGAGAGCAGCUUCAUCCCUCCGCUCAUCCUCUACUGUGUGGUGGCAGCUGCUCCCACAGCCAUCAUAUUUGUCGGUGAGAUCUCCAUGUAUAUCAUGAAGUCCACUAGAGAAGCUCUCCUAGCCCAGGAGAAAACCAUUGUGACGGGCGAGUGCUGCUACCUAAACCCUCUCAUCCGCAGAAUCAUUAGGUUUAUUGGUGUCUUCGCGUUUGGCCUGUUCGCCACCGACAUCUUUGUCAACUCCGGCCAGGUAGCGACGGGCAAUUUGGCGCCGUAUUUCCUGAGCGUCUGCAAGCCAAAUUACACCGGGAUGGAUUGUCACUUCAACCACCAGUUCAUCGCCAAUGGAAACAUCUGCACCGGGAACCAGGUGGUGGUGGAGAGAGCCAGGAGGUCCUUCCCAUCCAAAGACGCUUCGCUCAGUGUCUACUCCGCCGUCUACGUUACUAUGUACAUCACGAGCACCAUCAAGACGAAAAGCAGUCGUCUGGCCAAGCCUGUACUUUGUCUGGGAAUCCUGUGCGCUGCUUUCCUGACUGGAUUGAACCGUGUAUCAGAAUACCGCAAUCACUGCUCAGACGUCAUCGCUGGGUUCAUAUUAGGAAGCUCAAUAGCUCUAUUUCUGGGAAUCUGUGUAGUGAACAACUUCAAAGGACUCACUCCACUCCUACCAAACAGAAGCAGGAGGAUUACCGCUGCCUUCCCUUGAUGACAUUCCCCGCGUGGAAAGCCCUCUCUAGACACUCAGCGCACAG
This is a messenger RNA of Puntigrus tetrazona (Sumatra barb), 1199 nucleotides long. RefSeq names its product phospholipid phosphatase-related protein type 1-like. Gene Ontology annotation, biological process: phospholipid dephosphorylation; phospholipid metabolic process; signal transduction. Gene Ontology annotation, molecular function: phosphatidate phosphatase activity. NCBI's taxonomy places the organism in Eukaryota, Metazoa, Chordata, Actinopteri, Cypriniformes, Cyprinidae. Bases 260 to 1153 code for a protein of 297 amino acids. The transcript has 7 exons. The record is from RefSeq and is a predicted model, not a curated record.